Micropterus salmoides (largemouth bass) is the source of this 4426-nucleotide messenger RNA. It is a transcript of the gene ddhd2, whose product is annotated as DDHD domain containing 2. Bases 247 to 2634 code for a protein of 795 amino acids. The record is from RefSeq and is a predicted model, not a curated record. Gene Ontology annotation, molecular function: metal ion binding; protein binding; triacylglycerol lipase activity. The transcript has 19 exons. Lineage: Eukaryota; Metazoa; Chordata; Actinopteri; Centrarchiformes; Centrarchidae. Gene Ontology annotation, cellular component: COPII-coated ER to Golgi transport vesicle.
UACUGUGGUCGUCCGUGAACGUUAAUCUCGUAAUUGUCAUAUUUCCGACAACAUUGCAACUAGGCAGCGUUUGACAGCAGCCUGCCCUUGGCUAGCCGAGCUAGCCAUAGCGAGCUAAACAACGAAUACAAAUCCUCUGCAUUAACUGUAUGUGAAGUUGUCGCUGGGUUGUUACAGGUUCUGCGUUUGCAUAGCCCCCUGCCCCCCUCAGGUCAGAGCUGAGGGUUGGGGUCAGGUCUUAGGCUAAUGUCAUACAGACCUGGUGAAGAGGGGGGUCUAUCUCAGGCUUUCCCAAACGUUGACACUCAAGACCAAUUUGACAGUCCUACUCAGACUGCGGCCACGGGAAACACACCUGAGCAUCAGGUGUCGCCUGUGGUGGAUGAGGCCUCUCCUUCUUCUGCAUCCUCCUUUGAGAUGCUUGACAUGGAGUCAGUCCCAGUUCCUUAUCAGGAAGUGCAGCCUCACUGGUUCUUCUGUCGACGGGCAGAGGACACCACCUCCUGGCUUCCUUUCAGCAGAGAAGACUCUGACAAACUAGAGAAUGCCUUUAACACUGUAGGAGAGAAGGAGGAGGAGGUGGUGGCUGUGGAUGGAGACCGUUAUGACGUACGAGUCAAGGAGAGGAAGCGCUACGCUGUUUACUGGGAGCAAGCUCCCACUGAAGUCCGACGCUGUACCUGGUUCUAUAAAGGAGAUAAAGACACCAGGUUCAUGCCUUACCCUGAGGACUUCAGUAAAAACCUGGAGGAGGCCUAUAUGAUAGCAAUGACUUUGGACGAAUGGAAGAGGAAGCUGGAGUUUCCCACUGGAGAAACUGUCAUCUUACACAAUCCCAAGCUGAUAAUGCAGUACCAGCCAAUAGGAUUUCAGGAUGAGUGGGUGUCCUCUCCCUCGGAGCAGACUCGGCCUCGAACAGUCAAAAGGGGAGUGGACAACAUCUCUGUAGAAAUACCCGAUGGUGAACCAGAAAAGGUGGACCACCUUGUCUUUAUGGUCCAUGGCAUCGGUCCUGCAUGUGACUUGCGCUUUAGAUCCAUCAUACAGUGUGUAAAUGACUUCAGGAGUGCUUCCCUGUCCCUCCUGGCCUCUCAUUAUAAGCGUGCUCAGCAGGACGGCCAGGUAGGAAGAGUGGAGUUCCUCCCAGUCAACUGGCACAGCGCUCUACACGGAGAUGCCACUGGUGUGGACGAGGACAUCCAGAGGAUCACUCUACCCAGCAUCAGCAGGCUAAGACAUUUCACAAAUGACACUCUGCUGGACCUGUUUUUCUAUAACAGCCCCACGUACUGCCAAACCAUAGUGGACACAGUGGCCUCAGAGAUCAACAGGCUGCACACUCUCUUUAAACAGAGACACCCAGAGUUCAAUGGGGCAGUUUCAGUAGUAGGCCAUAGCCUAGGUUCGCUGAUCCUGUUUGACCUGCUGACCAAUCAGAGGACUGGAUCAGAAGUCAGAAAGGGGGUGCCCUCUGAAGCACCUUCACAUCUGAACUGUGAUACACUGGAGCAGAUUCUGACUAGACUGGGCUUGCAGCAGUUCCUGGAUAUACUACAGGCAGAAAACCUAGAUCUGGAAUCACUUGCUCUUUGCCAAGACAGUGAUCUCAAAGAUUUAGGAAUUCCUCUUGGACCUCGGAAGAAGAUCCUGAACUACGUGAAGAGGAAAUGGCUGCCAGAGGACUGUAAGACGGGGGCAGGACGUCUGGUUCCAGGGUUGCAAGUUCCACUUCAAAUGACCAGUGAUUAUGAUGGUAACCAGACCUCAGGAUUGACAAUGCAGCAGUCCCAGUUCCACAGGGCGCAGUCCGUCACCAGUGCUGUAGACUACGAAUACUUUGACAUGGGCAUCGGACAGGUGUCCAUUGAUUACCCACAACUGGCUUUCCACCCUCAUACCUUUUUUGCUUUCGGCUCUCCUAUUGGAAUGUUCCUGACCGUUCGUGGGCUUAAACACAUUGAUCCCAACUACAGCUUCCCAACCUGCAAGAGGUUUUACAACAUCUACCACCCGUAUGACCCUGUGGCCUAUCGGAUUGAACCAAUGAUUGUGUCAGAGGAGGAUCUGGAGCCCAUGCUGAUCCCUCACCAUAAAGGCCGCAAGAGGAUGCACCUGGAACUUAAGGAUAGCUUGACCCGUAUGAGCAUGGAUUUGAAAAACAAUGUGUUGGGAUCGUUACGGACAGCAUGGCAGUCCUUUUCCAGACUGCCGGUUGCUGCACUGCCCCCGGUGGAAGAGAGAGAAACCGCAAUAAGGAGAGACCUUCAAGAGACACAUGCCUCAGCGGCAGUCACUGUUUCUGCUAAGAGGGAAGAGAAAAGUGCUGAUUUUUGGACUAAAAUACUGGAGUGGCCAUGGGCCCUUCAUAAGAAUUACUUCCAAGGAGUGUUUGAGGAGUCAGAUGCCUCAGGGUCAGUAGAGCAGACAGAACAGCCUGAGAUUAAAGUGGGGAUGCUGAAUGGAGGACGAAGGAUUGACUAUGUACUUCAGGAAAAACCCAUCGAGAGCUUCAAUGAAUAUCUGUUUGCCAUCCAGUCUCAUCUGUGUUACUGGGAAUCUGAGGAUACAGCUCUCCUGCUACUGAAGGAGAUCUACGACAAGCUAGGUGUGGCCUUUGAACAGCCACAACAGUGAUAAAGUGUUAUAAAUGUAGAAUUGUUUUUGUUUUUUUAUCAUGACAGUAACGUGGAAGUGAUAAAAUCAAGGACAGCCAAUCUUCCAGAAUGCCUUACCAUCUGGCUGUUACCAGACUACCCCACCCUCUCCUCCCUUGACAGUGGAGACUGUUUGGCUGCAGCGUGGUGAUCUUGGUUCAGACAUGUCAGUCAACCUUAAUUUGGCUUCAUGGUGCUGCCUAAACUCCCACUGCACGACCGGGUUGGGUGUCUGACAGUGGUUUCACAGUCCACCCAAACAUCACUGUUAUGUUCCUGGUUGCACAUUUCUGUCCAUUUUGAGUCAUUCUUUAUUUAAUUUACUUUGCACUUUUAUUUACCAGCAGUUGUUGACAUAUCAUAUAAUAUUGAAAGCAAUGAGUAUCAUGUUUAACUAUGCAGCGCUUGUUUAAGUAUGGAAAAACACAUCAAGUUCUCAGUUGCAUUUCCAUGUAUUUGACAUCAAGAAUAUAUUUAAAAUAGUAGAUUGUAAUCAAUAUAUUACAUAUAUUUUCCAGCUCUAUGUGCAGCUUCCAAAAGUCAGACUGUUUAAAGUUUGAUCUCUCUUGACCAAGUAAGCUCUCCGUUAGCUUAACAUUACCUUUAUAAAUGACUGGGUCAUGUGGUUACCUUUGGUUUGACUAUAAAAUGUUUACUUUCUGAUUAGGAAAAUGAAGUCUUUUAAGAGUCCUCUGGGCAGAUUUAUUUUCUUUCUGUCAACAUUAGGGCUAUUUGAAACCUACAAAGCUGCUACAACUGCUAUAAUGUUGAUGUCGCUCCUUUUUUCAUUUCACAGAUGAAGUCCUGUUCUGACACCGUUAUUGAAAGUGAAUGUUCAUCUUGCCUUCUAAUCAUAUUUAUAUUUCACUCAUAAUAUGUAUUUCAGUUUGGUCGCAUGUACACAUGUAUCUAAAAUAAGUAAUGAAGGUUUUUGUGUCAGAAAUGAAGUAGAGAACUGCACGUCGAGCUGGUUGUCUUUUCUCUGUGUGCGUGCGUGUGUGUGCGCACACACAUAAUCUCCCGCAGGUCUGUGCCAUUCCUUUACAACUUUCUUAUUUCUGCUAUUUUGCAUUUGACCCAAAAUGUAUCCUUAUGGAAUUCUGUAAGUAGCGGCAAUAUGUUCUUUAUUCCGAUACAGACUUCUCCUGUCACAUAGUUCUAACUAUUGCAUAAUCUAAGGGUGACAUGGUACAGGUUUCUCUCAUCUGUUCCUUUUUAUCAAGUUAUUGUAAGAUUAUCUUUUCAAUCUGUCUUGCAUGCACUUCUUUGUUAUGUAAGAGCAGGGUUUCUUAACAUUUUGUGGUCGCAGAACCAUUAAUAAGAGAGUUUUCAUGUUGAGAUCACAUGAAUUUGAUUUAAUGAGCAUGAUCAAUAGAUUAUAUAGAACUUAUGUUUCAAAGCAAAUUAAUUUAUUUUAUAUACAUACGUAUGAAAGAAAUAUAAAUAUAUCCAUGUUAUAAAUUUCACAUGUCUGCACCGUCAUAUUAAGCAACAUGGACUACAACGUCGAUACUGUGUUAGAGUGAUUUAACUUUAUAAAUGACUCAUAUGUUAUGCACUGGCCAAAGCUCUGAAUGACCUGACCGCUGGGUGUAACAUCCGCACAACAGAUGAAUUAACCUAAUGGUGGCGUUAAUUUUUCUUCCUUUUGAAGUGCACUGAAUAUUAAAUGAUCAUGUAGCCGUUUCCUUGAACCUCACCAUCUUUUCUGUCAUUUUUUGCAUCUGUACAAUAAAACAAGACGCCAUGGUCCCUGGCUUCCUCUUCCUAAA